Talpa occidentalis (Iberian mole) is the source of this 1979-nucleotide messenger RNA. Its product is annotated as ETS domain-containing transcription factor ERF-like. Lineage: Eukaryota; Metazoa; Chordata; Mammalia; Eulipotyphla; Talpidae. Gene Ontology annotation, cellular component: Golgi apparatus. Gene Ontology annotation, molecular function: DNA-binding transcription factor activity; sequence-specific DNA binding. Gene Ontology annotation, biological process: regulation of DNA-templated transcription. The record is from RefSeq and is a predicted model, not a curated record.
GUCGGCUCGGCGGGGUGAGGCCGGGCUCGGGGCAGGGCCGGCGGGGUCUGCAGGGCCCGGGGCUCGUUACAGCGGUUCUACCCGCCUCGACGCAGACAUGGCGGCCGAGAAGGACCAGCAGAACGAUGCCGAGGCAGAAGGGCUGAGCGCCAAGACCCUGCUGCCGAAACUGAUUCCGUCUGGCGCGGGUCGUGAGUGGCUGGAGCGGCGCCGCGCGACCAUCCGGCCCUGGAGCACCUUCGUGGACCAGCGGCGCUUCUCGCGGCCGCGCAACCUGGGCGAGCUGUGCCAGCGCCUCGUCCGCAACGUGGAAUACUACCAGAGCAACUACGUGUUCGUCUUCCUGGGCCUCAUCCUAUACUGUGUGGUGACGUCUCCCAUGCUGCUGGUGGCUCUUGCUGUCUUCUUUGGCGCCUGUUACAUCCUCUAUCUGCGCACAUUGCAGUCCAAGUUCGUGCUCUUUGGCCGUGAGGUGAGCCCAGCCCAUCAGUAUGCUCUGGCUGGGGCCGUGUCCUUCCCCUUCUUCUGGCUGGCUGGUGCAGGCUCGGCCGUCUUCUGGGUGCUCGGGUUUGCCUUCCCGGAUUGGGCCUACAAGCCCGAGUCGUCCCCGGGCUCCAGGCAGAUCCAGCUGUGGCACUUUAUCCUGGAGCUGCUGCAGAAGGAGGAAUACCAGGGUGUCAUCGCCUGGCAGGGGGACUACGGGGAGUUCGUCAUCAAGGACCCUGACGAGGUGGCUCGGCUCUGGGGCAUCCGCAAGUGCAAGCCCCACAUGAAUUAUGACAAGCUGAGCCGGGCCCUGCGCUACUACUACAACAAGCGGAUUCUCCACAAGACCAAAGGGAAGAGGUUCACCUACAAGUUCAACUUCAGCAAAGUCGUGCUUGUCAAUUACCCAUUGUUGGAUGUGGCAGCAGCCACCACCGGCUCCCCGCUCUUGCUGACCCCUGGUCCCUUUGGGGGGGCCCCUGGGCCAGAUGCUCCUCCCCUCACCCCCGAGACCCUGCAGACCCUGUUCUCUGCCCCACGCCUGGGAGAGCCGGGGGCCAGGGCGCCUCUGUUCACCCCUGAGACAGACAAACUGCGACUGGACAGCCCUUUCCCAUUCCUGGGCUCUGGUGCCACCGGCUAUUCCAAGCCCCCUGGCCUGCUGGGUCCGUAUGGCCGCGCCUUCCCAGAGUACCCCUGGAACUUUAACCCCUACCUCACUGGCCCCUUCCCCAAGCUGCCCCCUUCUCUGUACCCCCCGCACUUCUACCCCAACCCUCUGGCCAGUUCCCUGGGCCACCUGCCCACGGCAGGCGGGGGAAGUCCCACAGCUGCGCCCCUCCUCACUGCGACUGGGGAGGGCCUGGGCCCUGAGCGCCCUUCAGGCUUGGCCACGGCCCCCCGCCUGGCCCUGCCGGGGGCUGGGGGUCCAGAGGCCGCGCUGGGCGGGAAGGACGACAGCGACUCAGAGCUGGAGAUCACCGACGUCAGCGGCUGCAGCUCUGACAGCGAGGGCGACGAGGGCCUCCCCGUGCCCCCCAAGGCCAAGGCUGGCAAAGCGGGGGUCGGCAGCUGAGUUGGUCUAGGGUGCUGGAUUCUGCCAAGGCGGGGACCGGGGCAGCCACCUGUGCAACCUCUUCUGUCAUCUGGUCUUCCCCCAGUGUCCUGCCCCAGGCCGGGAGUGGCCCUUGGCACCCACCCAGGGCCGGGUACAUGGUGGCCCAGUCCCCUUCUUCCCCAAUCCCAGAAUGGGGGUCUCAUCUCCCCUUCCAGAGGAGGGAGGGAACGUGAUGGCCUCCAGCCUCCUCCCCAAGUUCCAGUUGGAGUGGGGUCCCCACCUGGCCCCACUCCCAAAGUGCAAUACGGCGCCCAGCCUCCCCCACCCCUGUGCUGUAACCUGUGUGUUUGUGUGGCCCCAGUCCUGACACCUGCCCAUCCAGGCCCCCUGGGGACAGGGAGCUCAGAGCAAUAACCCCGCCCCCAGCCCCCACCCA